Molecule: messenger RNA, 1110 nt
Organism: Exophiala spinifera
Lineage: Eukaryota; Fungi; Ascomycota; Eurotiomycetes; Chaetothyriales; Herpotrichiellaceae
Exons: 2
Coding region: 1-1110 (369 amino acids)
Biological process (GO): tRNA wobble uridine modification
Cellular component (GO): elongator holoenzyme complex; cytosol; nucleus
Molecular function (GO): tRNA binding
Source: RefSeq, a predicted model, not a curated record
AUGACACACUCCAACCUCUCGCACCGAAGGACACACAACCUGCUCCUACUCUCGAAGCUACUCAACCAGAGAGACCAUGCCAGCCCACUCACACUCGUCCUCGACACCCUGGAACAGCCCGCGAGCCCGUUGGUGAGAGAGUACCUGCGGCGGUCGAGGCUGUCGAAGACGACGGCCACCGUCUUUCUGUCGUUCGAGACCUUCGUCAGGCCCAGGGACGUGGACCAUUUCGUCGAAUGUUACGGCGAGGGUGGGAAGAGCCCGCAGCACAUGGCGAGACAGGUCGCUGCGAUCUUGUCCCGCAAUCAUGGUGGAGCUAGACGAUACCUGAUCAUAAUUGACUCAUUGACGAGACUAUCUUCUACGUCGACGGAUCCGGCAUCAAACUUGAACCUCACUGGAUUCUUGUCCUCUUUGCUGCAACCGCCGAUCGAACAAGCGCAACAGAUCCAAAUCUCCCUUGUGGCAGUCUAUCAUACCGACGUGCCCCUUCCUUCAUCCGGAUCUUCAUCGCAUUCAAAAUCAUCCUACUCGCCAUCGCCGCUCUCACUCCUUUCAUAUCUCGCCACUACGAUAAUCACAGUCCACUCGCUGGCCAUCUUACUUGCCGAGAAGGCUGCUCGGGCACGAUCUCUUGCGGCGCGCACGUUUGGCCUGCGCGAAGAGAGCGAAGGCGUCCUGAUCGGUCUGAAACCGCAGGGGAAUCUGAACCCUGACGAGCGGGGUGUUGUGCUGGAACUCGAACAUCGUAGAAAAAGCGGUCGGGGCGUACUUGAGUGGUAUUUCCUCCCUGUCCCAGCCGUUUCAAAGACGCAGCAGACAACAAACAACAAUACAGUACCACAAGCGUUUCGCGAAAUCGUGACUUUGCUCGACGACCAUCCGCUAUUUCGAAAAUCGAAGGACGAAAAAGACACCGUCGACUCAGAGCUGGCAGGUAUGACGUUUGAGCUGGGCCUGACGGAGCGGCAGAGGCUAGAACGCGAGGGAGUGGUGUUGCCGUAUUUCGACGCGCAAAAGGCCGGUGGAGGAGGCGCUGGCGAAGGCGGGAGGAUUCUGUACGAUAUGGGUGUCGAGGAUGACUUUGAUGAAGAGGAAGACGAGAUCUGA